UCUCCGACCUUCGAAGCCAUUGUAAGCUUUCGGAGAUGUUUUCGAAGUUCUUAAUAUGGUUUCUCCUAAUGAGACUUGCAGCUUCCGAAGGCGACGUCGAUUUCAUUUACAACAGAUUCAGUGCCGCUAACAUGAGCUUCGACGGCGCCGCAGAGAUCACAUCCAAUGGCCUCCUUCAGCUUACCACUUCCAAUAAACAAACGGGCCACGCCUUCUACUCUAUUCCCCUUCACUUCAAACCUUCUCACGGUAAAACUCAAUCUUUCUCCACCAAUUUUGUCUUUGCGAUGGCGCCGCACCACCCGAAUGUGAGAGGCUCCGGGACCGCCUUCCUGAUCUCACCUUUGAAAGAGUUCCCAGGAGCUGCAAUGGGCAAUUACUUGGGCAUCUUCAAUACGACGAACAUUGGCAAUUCGUCACAGCACAUAACUGCCAUUAUGCUCGAUACGGAUCUUAAUCCAGAGUUCGGUGACAUCAAUGAUAACCAUGUGGGAAUCAAUAUCAACGGCUUAACUUCCAUCAAAUCCGCUCCCGCGGCUUACUUUAGUAAUAUAAAUGGUAGGUUUAAGAAUCUAAGCCUUGUAAGCGGAGAACCAAUGCAUGUUUGGGUAGAUUACAGUGGUGCCCAAUGCCAACUUAAUGUAACAUUAUCUCCUAUCGACAUAUCUAAACCCAAUCGUCCACUCUUGUCAACGAUGGUAGAUCUUUCAUCCAUCGUAUUAGACAACAUGUAUGUUGGUUUCGCUUCGUCAUCCCAAGAUGUAAGUAGUUACAUCUUGGGAUGGAGCUUUAAGAUGAACGGUCGGGCUCAGGUCCUUGAUCCCUUGAGCCUCCCUAAGCUUCUAGGGAUCGAACCCAAAAAGAAAUCGAAGCGUUUAACAAUUGGGUUACCCGUAAUUGUGCUAUUUUUCCUGUUAACGGCCAUAUUGGCCAUCGGUCUCAUUGUGAGAAGGAAGAUCGAGUUGGCUGAAGUACUAGAGGACUGGGAGCACGAAUAUGGGCCUCACCGGUUCUCGUACAAGGAUCUAUUAAAGGCCACAAAGGGCUUCACAGAAAGAGAGCUAUUGGGGGUCGGAGGUUUCGGCAGGGUUUAUCGAGGCAUGCUAUCGGCCUCGAAGAUGGAAGUGGCUGUGAAAAAAGUCUCUCAUGAAUCUCGACAAGGGAUGCGGGAAUUCAUAUCCGAGAUUAUAAGCCUGGGCCGCCUCCGUCACCGGAACUUGGUCCAGCUUCUUGGCUAUUGCCGGCGAAAGAGUGAGCUCCUAUUGGUCUAUGAUUUCAUGCCCAAUGGAAGUCUGGACAAGUUCCUCUUUGACCAUCCAAAUUCAAUGCUGACCUGGCAUCAACGGUUUGGGAUAAUCAAAGGAGUAGCUUCAGGGCUUCUCUACUUGCAUCAGGAAUGGGAGCAGGUGGUCCUUCACAGAGACAUCAAAGCCAGCAAUGUUCUAUUAGAUAGCGAGAUGAACGGUAGAUUAAGCGAUUUCGGCCUUGCCAGAUUGUGCGAUCAUGGGACCAAUCCACAGACGACCCGCAUGGUGGGGACCUUCGGAUAUCUUGCACCGGAGCUGGCUAGGACCGGGAAGCCCACCACAUGCACUGAUGUGUUCGCAUUCGGAGCUUUCAUGCUUGAGGUUGCUUGCGGGAGGAGGCCCAUCGAUCCCCGAUUGUCGUCAGAUGAGGUGAUCUUGGUUGAAUGGGUGUCGGAAUGCUGGAGGAGAGGGACAAUUCUGGCAGCCGCGGAUUCAAAGCUGGGACAUGACUAUGAGGUGGAGGAGAUGGAGUUGGUGCUGAAGCUUGGAUUGCUAAGUUCACAUCCGCUGUCGGCUGCAAGGCCGAGCAUGCGGCAGGUGAUGCAGUUUUUGGACCGCGAUGCAACUUUACCUGAGCUCUCAUCGGACGGUCUGGGUGCGGCGAUCCUUGCAGUGGGCUAUGAAGGGUCCGAUGAUCUACGCUUGUCAUAUCUUCCUUUUUCGGAACAGGGGUUUGCAAGCACAACAUCGAUCCAAGAAUCGGUCCUCUCUGGUGGCCGUUGAUAGACGAUGGUAAGGAGUUACAUGAUGGAACCGGUAGCAUGGCUCGAAGACGUUGA
Molecule: messenger RNA, 2086 nt
Organism: Magnolia sinica
Lineage: Eukaryota; Viridiplantae; Streptophyta; Magnoliopsida; Magnoliales; Magnoliaceae
Product: L-type lectin-domain containing receptor kinase IV.1-like
Exons: 1
Coding region: 36-2030 (664 amino acids)
Biological process (GO): protein phosphorylation
Cellular component (GO): plasma membrane
Molecular function (GO): ATP binding; protein kinase activity; carbohydrate binding
Source: RefSeq, a predicted model, not a curated record